AUGGUAAACCGUCAGCGGAGUCCCGUCAAACCAGGAUGGGCAGCACAGACGGCUGUUCAAGAAGUCGAUGAAGCGACUCCCUUGUUUCCUGCACCAACAUCAACAUACGAGGCAGUCAAUGGUGCUUCGCAAGAUCCCGAGCGGGGAGAUGGGUCCGCGAAAGACCACUCAACGCCGAAACGAUCGCUGGUGACAACCAUUUCCAUCUUGUUGAUCGGUGUCUUCAUCUCCCAAGCAGACACAUCGCUGGUGUUAGCCACCUACGGCAAGAUCUCGUCAGAAUUCCACGACCUCGAAAGCGGCUCCUGGCUCCUUUCAAGCUACAUGCUAGCCAUGUGUAUAUCGCAACCACUUUUUGGAAAGCUAAGCGACAUCUUUGGGCGAAAGUCGUGUUUGCAGGUAGCCUAUGUCCUCUUCGCGAUCGGAACGCUCGGUUCAGGACUGGGCCGGUCAAUGGCUCAGAUCAUCGCUGCUCGUACAAUUCAGGGUGCUGGUGGCGCUGGUAUGGUGUGCAUGGUGUCGAUCUUGUUGACUGAUCUGCUGCCCUUCCACGAAGUCGCGCUAUACCGAAGCUAUGUCAAUGUGGUGCAGACAGUAGGAAGAAGCUGUGGCGGCGUGAUUGGGGGGCUUCUUGCUUCCACGAUUGGCUGGCGCUGGGCCUUCCUGGCACAAGUUCCUCCAGUCAUUCUUUCGAUUGUCUUAGUCCAGUGGAAGUUGGAUGUUCCGCAGAAGACUUUCAAACCGGGGUACUGCGAAUCCACUCGCGACAAGUUACGACGUAUCGACUUCAUCGGAGCGGUGUGCAUGAGUAUAACGAUCUUCACUGCGCUGCUCGUCCUGGACACUGGCGGCCAGAAAUACGAUUGGAACCACCCCGUCAUCGUCACAUCCGCUUGCGUUGCUGUUAUCGGCGCUGGAACGUUUGUCGUAUACGAACGGUACUUCGCGAAAGAGCCAAUCUUUCCUGCCCAACUACUCACCCGCUACGUUGUUGGCACUUCUUAUGGAAUCCUUCUCCUGCAGAACUUUUCUCAGACCGCAGUAAGACCCAGCAAUUGUGGCUGA
Alternaria ventricosa is the source of this 1065-nucleotide messenger RNA. RefSeq lists its product as uncharacterized. NCBI's taxonomy places the organism in Eukaryota, Fungi, Ascomycota, Dothideomycetes, Pleosporales, Pleosporaceae. Gene Ontology annotation, molecular function: basic amino acid transmembrane transporter activity. Bases 1 to 1065 code for a protein of 354 amino acids. Gene Ontology annotation, cellular component: fungal-type vacuole membrane. The record is from RefSeq and is a predicted model, not a curated record. The transcript has 4 exons. Gene Ontology annotation, biological process: basic amino acid transport; transmembrane transport.